UGACCGAGAGACGGUCCAGCCUCGCCGCCUGAGAAGCCAUGACCGGCCGGGACGCGCUUUCCGACGGGCGUGCCAGGAGCAGAGCACUGGUGCCCGGAGGCCCGCCCACUGGCUCGCGCCCCCGGGGCUUUGCCAUCACCGACCUGCUGGGCCUGGAGGCUGAGCUGCCCGCACCUGCUGGCCCCGGGCCGGGAUCCGGCUGCGAAGGCCCCGCGGCCGCGCCCUGCGCGGGUCCAGGGCUCUGGGGCUCCUGCCUGGCGCGCGGGGCCCUCCCUCUGGGGCUCGGCCUCCUCUGCGGCUUCGGCGCGCAGCCCCCUGCGGCCGCCCGGGCGCCCUGCCUGCUCCUCGCAGACGUGCCCUUCCUGCCUCCCGAGGGGCCUGAGUCCAGCGCCCCGCAAGUCCCCGGCCGCCCGCCGACCCCGGCCGCCCGCCAGAAGCGCAGCGAGAGCGUCUCGACGUCUGAUGAGGACAGCCCAUCUGAAGACCGGAGUGACCUGAAGGCGUCCCCCGCCCCAGGCAAGAGGAAGAAGCGGAGGCAUAGGACCGUCUUCACUGCCCACCAGCUGGAAGAGCUGGAGAAGGCCUUCAGCGAGGCCCACUACCCUGAUGUAUACGCGCGGGAAAUGCUGGCCGUGAAGACCGAACUCCCCGAAGACCGAAUACAGGUCUGGUUUCAAAACCGGCGGGCCAAGUGGCGGAAGCGGGAGAAGCGCUGGGACGGCAGCAGUGUGAUGGCUGAGUACGGGCUCUACGGGGCCAUGGUGCGGCACUGCAUUCCGCUACCUGACUCAGUCCUCGGCUCCGCGGAGGGCGGCCUGCUGGGCUCCUGUGUGCCCUGGCUCCUGGGGAUGCAUAAAAAAUCCACAGGGAUGAUAAGGAAAGCAGAAAGUGAAGAAAAGCUGGCAGGACUCUGGGGCUCUGACCAUCUCAAGGAAGGUUCUAGCCCACAUCAGGCAGGACCCCAGAGGGGCUUGGAGGAAGGCAGCCCUGAGAGCAGCUUGGAAGACGUGGCCAUUGAUCUCUCCAGCACCACACGUCAGGAGACCAAGAGAGCACAGCAGGGGUCUGGUGCCCAAGGAUGUUCAGACUCUGAGGGCCUAGUGGGGCUCCAGCCAGGGAAGGAGGGGGCCUUAUGAGGCUACAGGUCCCCUCUCCCCCACCAAAGGCUGGAAAUGUGCACAUUCCUCACCAGCUCUUUUCAAAAGACAAAAGUUAUCGAAGACAAAUACUCUCAGAUGGAUUUUCUUCUUCCGGUGUCAGGAUGAAAUGCAAUGCCACUUGCUUUAAGAAGACAAAUGGUGACUUAUGGAAAAUUCCAUUUCAUUCUAGAAUGGAAAUCAUUCCUUAAAGGCACAUGAAUCAGUUAAUUUGGUGUAAAACUUUUAUUCUCUUCUGUAGAACUUGAGGGAGGAUAUUAACUCCAAAAGCCAUUUUCACUGCCAGACAUCCCAAGAUUUGGUUCAAUAUACUGUGUAGACUCACAGGUUAAGUCUGCUGUCCUUACUCUGAAUCCAAAAAUACAAAAUUAUUUAACCUACAGAGAAUCAUAUAUCUUCAUAGAUACUGAAGACUUCAUGCAGACCUCAUAUGAAUGAAACAUAACAUCUUUACCUUGAACUUGGCUUUGGACUUUUUCAUUUUCUUGUUAGGCAAUGAUUCUAUGUCCUCCUGAGUGUCAUUUGAUCAGGUCUGUGGAACUCUUCCAACCAAGACAGCCCUCUCUCCCUUCCCUUCUGAAACAGCACAGGACCAUAUCUGAGCAACUAUUGAAUAUCUAUACACAUUGUUUUAAAUUCAGACCAGGCCUUCUCGGUUUUGUAAAAUUUAUGUCAGAGAGCACUUUAGUGACUUGAUUUCGUGAAUGUUUCCUUGCCUGUAUUUCCUUUCCUUUAUUUAUUAUUUUAAAAUAAACGUUUUGUGGUGUG
This is a messenger RNA of Kogia breviceps (pygmy sperm whale), 1925 nucleotides long. It is a transcript of the gene VSX1, whose product is annotated as visual system homeobox 1. Gene Ontology annotation, biological process: regulation of DNA-templated transcription; neuron development. The record is from RefSeq and is a predicted model, not a curated record. Gene Ontology annotation, molecular function: DNA-binding transcription factor activity, RNA polymerase II-specific; transcription cis-regulatory region binding. NCBI's taxonomy places the organism in Eukaryota, Metazoa, Chordata, Mammalia, Artiodactyla, Physeteridae. Gene Ontology annotation, cellular component: nucleus.